This is a messenger RNA of Durusdinium trenchii, 2381 nucleotides long. The record is from the annotation of a GenBank genome assembly. Lineage: Eukaryota; Dinophyceae; Suessiales; Symbiodiniaceae.
GCUGAAUUCUAAAUGAUGUCAAUGAUGUCUAAGAAGCACCCACUCUUCCACAUUGCAAUUGGUUCGCCAAGUUCCGAAUGUUGAAAUCAUUGCUCCAUGCCAAUCCAGACAAAUCAGUGGUUUUCUUUCCACCGAAAGUUCCUAAAACCAGCAUAGAACUACCGAGCGACUGAAUUUGUAAACCCUGCUCCCAGAUUCAAAUUCCAAAGCACAGAUGGAAUUCCGCAGGUUUCGGAGUCGUCCAAGUCCAGGAACUUCGUCCGGUCGAGCGCUCCAGCACUUCUGCCCAAGGUCUUGGUGGCCGUGCAGCAGGACGGCAGCGCCCUGAAGUUCGCAGCAGCCGCUCUGCAGGCGGAGAAGGAGGUGGUGCGCGCUUCCUGGUUGGGGCAUAUCCUCCAGGACGGCACAGCGCUGCAGAAUGCCCCGGAGGACCUCCGCGGCGACAAGGAGUUCCUAAUCGACGCGGUCAGGGCCACCAAGGCCCCCUGGCUCGUCCAGCUGGCCUCGAAGGCGCUGCAGGACGAUGCGGAGCUGGUGGACCAGGUGAAGGACGUGGCCGGAACGGGCCUGGUUUUCACCUGGUACUCGUACCACAGCUACGCCUGCUUCCUCCUCAUGCGGGACGUCCUGGUGGCCACGGGGGCCUCGGUCCCAGGCGGCGAGGCGUAUGAUGAAGUUAUGAAGGAAUUGAACAAGAGACCCGGCGGUGCCUGGGCCGGGGCGGUGGCGGUGGUAGCCGGAAAUUGGGUCCAUUCCGGAGAGGAGGGGGAAACAUGAGUCGAGAGUCGACUUACUUUACUAUGACUUUCUGUGAUUUGAAGAGUUUGGUGUGAAGUUGUCUGAUUGGUUGGACCCCUUCUCACCUGAAAAUCCAUAAAAACUGGUCCUGAGAUAUAUGUCCUAGGAACAAAUUCUAUGGUUGGAUGCAUUGAUUGUUUUGGGGCCCCAAUACUUGCAUGACAGUGUGAACCCACAGGUCUCCAAAGCUUGCCAAAAGUAAACAGUCUUCAAUUUGGAGCAGCCUUCUUUUUUGAUACUCCCAGAAAACACCAAAACUCUCCCAAGUCGCUUGCUGGAUCCGUGAUGCCACGUCUGACCCAAAUGCCUUGAGAACAGUGGUUUUUAAAACUCUGUUUGCCAAUACCCCUUUUCAAUCCUUUUCUGAAAACCUGCUUAAGGAUGCGUAUAUCUCAAGUCUGGAACAAGAGGUCUGAAAGGCAUUUCAAAGUAGCCACCCUCGCAGCCAGCUGCGUUUUCACCCAUACCCCUGCUUUGCUCGAAAUUCAACCGGAUGUGUAAGUCAUCUGAGAGAAUGGGAAAGAGGGUUUUGGAUGGGCCCUUGGAAUCUGAAGGCCUCUGUGCAGCACAGUUUCUUAAAUGGACCAGGCUUGGCGUCCAGGUGAGUCCACCUUUUUCUCCUUGCUGUAAAACAGCAAAUGUGCGGACACCCUCCACAUCGCUCCGCGUGAAACGUUGGAACCAACAAUCCAACUGAUCUUCUUAUAGUCAGUGCGUUAAGGAUCGUUAUAUCGCUUUAAAUGCAUGUUUCUGAAAGUCGAAGUGAAUCACAUUGUCGUGUUGGACAAACUGAAUGUUCUAAGUUUGCUCGUCCGUCACUGUCGAAACUGCUCACCCUCUCAGGAUCAGCCACUGUGUGGUUUGACACGGUCCCGGUCUGGGGCUUUGAGGGGGGCCUUCAGGCAAAUGGCCACAAGUGGCGCCAUCCGUCCCACGACUGUGGACGCGACGAUGUCCCGGUACCGCCACCGGAGGGACGCCACCCAAUGUGGGAGGCUGAAGUAGAGUCAAGGAUCUCCAGGAAGGCACCGGCAGUUGGCUCAAAGCACCCGUGCCACUUGGUUGGUGUGCCAAACAGCAUCAGGAUCUUCAUGGAUUUUUUGUUUGUUUUGAUUCCUUCAGCCGAGUCCUUCUCCACAACAAAAUGGAGUGCGGCUUUGGUGUGGCUAGACACUCAUGUCAACGUUGUUUGCCAAGGCUGGUGCUGCCAUUGGCUGCGAAAAGUGAAGCAGAAGCAGGCUGAAGGCGCAGUCAUUUGCUGCGCGGUAUCGAACAUAUACGCUCGCGACUGGGUGGACAUGUACGGUGCCGGAUCCUCAGAGCUCUCUGACAGCCUCGCCAAGCAGUACGGCCUUCCCCCGGAGCGCUUCAAGAAUGGCCGGCCACCUGGUUGGGGGGAAGGUGAAAUCGAGAUCUCCAACGGCAACAUAUUCUCGCGCGUGGCACCUGAGCAUCCUCACACCAAAAUGCCAUUGGGUGCUGGAUGCCGUUGGGAGCGUGAAGCGCUCGACAACCUUGGUUGCACGGUCAUGGCCUUUUUUAUGCCCUGAAGGGGCUUGCCAAAGACCUUUAGAUUUUCUGUG